Periophthalmus magnuspinnatus is the source of this 919-nucleotide messenger RNA. RefSeq lists its product as uncharacterized. The record is from RefSeq and is a predicted model, not a curated record. The transcript has 6 exons. Lineage: Eukaryota; Metazoa; Chordata; Actinopteri; Gobiiformes; Gobiidae. Bases 14 to 919 code for a protein of 301 amino acids.
UGUCACCUGCGCCAUGGCCGGACAUCUGCUCAUCCUCUUCAUCAGUGUCCAUUUUGUCGUCAAAGGACAAGUUCUUUUAGCUCCUACACUGACAGUGGAGCCAAAGCUUAUCAUCGACUCAGACCUGGUUCACUUAAAGUGUCAGACUAUAUUUAAAGACUCUCAGUGCUACUUCACUUUUGAUUAUUCAGAAUACAAAACAUUCCCCUGUCAGCACACACUGAGUGGACAGAAGCUGCGGUCUUUAGUGAACAAGCGCUCUCCAGCCGACGUGACAGUAACAUGUCUGUACGUUACAAAAUCAGGCUCAUCUCGACAAAGUAACAAGAUCAUGGUCCACAUGAGAGACCUGGCUCGUCCCUCUUUGUCUGUAGAACCAUCAGUGAUCACAGAGAUAGACUCAGUUACUCUGCACUGUCAGCCUCCAGACUUUACCUCUCAGUCUCUGUGCUACUUUAUUUUAAAUGGAGUCGUCCAGAGCAGCUCCACCUGUGUCCAGACUGUGAGAGGAUCAGAUCUGCUGAAGGACCAGAGUCCUCCUGCUCAAGUAAAAGUCCAGUGUUUUUACACAAUCAAUGGGAAAUGGACCAAUUCUCCCCACAGCAAUGGACAAACUGUCACCAUUCAGAACCUGGCUCGUCCCUCUUUGUCUGUAGAACCAUCAGUGAUCACAGAGACAGACUCAGUUACUCUGCACUGUCAGCCUCCAGACUUUACCUCUGAUUCUCUGUGCUACUUUAUUUUAAAUGGAGUCGUCCAGAGCAGCUCCACCUGUGUCCAGACUGUGAGAGGAUCAGAUCUGCUGAAGGACCAGAGUCCUCCUGCUCAAGUUAAAGUCCAGUGUUUUUACACAAUCAAUGGGAAAUGGACCAAUUCUUCUGAAAGCAGUGAACAAACUGUCACCAUUCAGAGGGGUUGA